This is a messenger RNA of Alternaria rosae, 884 nucleotides long. RefSeq names its product trafficking PGA2-domain-containing protein. The transcript has a single exon. The record is from RefSeq and is a predicted model, not a curated record. The coding region runs from base 183 to 473 and encodes 96 amino acids. Gene Ontology annotation, biological process: protein transport. NCBI's taxonomy places the organism in Eukaryota, Fungi, Ascomycota, Dothideomycetes, Pleosporales, Pleosporaceae.
AUUACUCCGUCGCCAACAUCGCCUUUCACGCACAAUUUCAAACGCAUCGGGUUAUCGACCAAGACGUCAUACACCUCUCUCGCAUCACCCUCUAACGAACUUGUAAUCGCACCCGGACGUCGCUCCUUCACAUUACUGCGCAACAAAACUCCAAUCGCAACUACAAACAUCACAUACCCAAGAUGGACUACGUACUUGACAACGUGGUCGAGUGGAAGGACCGCCUGGUCAACAACUCGAUCAAGUCUUUCGAAGAGAUGACCGCCCAGCGCUGGGUCCGCAUCAUCGCCAUCGUGGGGGCAUACCUCCUCAUCCGACCAUACCUGCUAAACGCGGCCGCAAAGAAGCAGAAACAACAGCUAGAGAAGGAGGCUGAAGACCUCGGAUUGGGAAAGACAGAUGCGUUAGACGCAAAUGACUUCAGAGGCAAAGGUGUCCGGGUGAAGAAGGGCGAAGCGAAGAAGAAGGAGUAGCAUGCACAUAUGAGAAGACGGACGGACACGGGAAUAGGGGUGGUAAUACUGUGGAUUCUGGUAUGAGGAAGACUUCGAUGAAAGCGAAAGGAUAGAUGGUUUGGAGGGCAUGGAUACGGGCUGCAUACCACCGGCGUUUUGGCACUCGGACUUGGCCAAUAUGCGGACAUUUUUUGGCUGCGCUGGCCCGGAGUGUAUAUUUGGAAUACGCGUAGCACGACGAUUGUUAUGCUUGCCAUGACGCGCCUACUGAGAGCGACAUGACAAUACUACACUAGGAGACAUCGAGGAGCUAAGCACGGGGAAGUUCACCUUUGCUCCAACAUCAUAAUUUUAAUCAAACCCACUCCAUCCUUUUCUCAUGUUCUCAGCAACUCAGUUUCCUCAAUCUCCAGCUCGAGAAGCUUGUGG